This is a messenger RNA of Echinops telfairi (small Madagascar hedgehog), 4116 nucleotides long. It is a transcript of the gene KLHL6, whose product is annotated as kelch like family member 6. The transcript has 7 exons. Gene Ontology annotation, biological process: B cell receptor signaling pathway; germinal center formation. The record is from RefSeq and is a predicted model, not a curated record. Gene Ontology annotation, molecular function: protein binding. The coding region runs from base 1 to 1866 and encodes 621 amino acids. NCBI's taxonomy places the organism in Eukaryota, Metazoa, Chordata, Mammalia, Afrosoricida, Tenrecidae.
AUGUGGAUGGCGGGACAACGGGACGCUUGGACCAUGGAUGACGUGGUAGAGAGGAGUUUGGAAGGGCCCAUGGCCCCUUCUACAGAUGAGCCCACCUGCAAAAGGGGAGAGCUGGUAGAAAUCUUAAAUGGGGACAAGGUACAUUUUGACGACACGGGACUCUCCUUAAUUCUUCAGAACGGCCUGGAGACCCUUCGCAUGGAGAACGCCCUCACGGAUGUCAUCUUGUGUGUGGACAUCCAGGAAUUCUCCUGCCACCGCGUGGUGCUUGCUGCGGCCAGCAACUACUUCAGGGCCAUGUUCUGCAAUGAUUUAAAGGAAAAGUACGAGAAGAGGAUCAUUAUCAAAGGGGUCGACGCUGAGAUCAUGCACACCCUCUUGGACUACACGUAUACCAGCAAGGCGCUGAUCACCAAGCAGAACGUCCAGCGGGUCCUGGAAGCUGCUAACCUCUUCCAGUUCCUGCGGAUGGUGGACGCCUGUGCCAGCUUCCUCACGGAAGCCUUGAACCCUGAAAACUGUGUUGGCAUCCUGAGGCUGGCAGACACCCACUCCUUGGACAGCCUGAAGAAGCAGGUUCAGAGUUACAUCGUGCAAAACUUUGUGCAGAUUCUGAACUCGGAGGAGAUCCUUGAGCUUCCAGUGGACACGCUGCACCACAUCUUGAAGAGCGACGACCUGUACGUGACCGAUGAGGUGCAGGUGUUUGAGACCGUGCUGAGCUGGGUGCGACACAAGCCGUCUGAAAGGCUGUGCUUGCUCCCCUGCGUGCUGGAGCACGUGCGCUUGCCGCUGCUGGACCCCUGGUACUUUGUGGAGACCGUGGAAGCGGACCCUCUCAUCAGGCAGUGCCCCGAGGCCUUCCCACUGCUCCAGGAAGCCAGGAUGUACCACCUCUCUGGGAAUGAGAUCAUUUCGGAGCGCACCAAGCCCAGGAUGCACGAGUUCCAGUCCGAGGUGUUCAUGAUCAUCGGCGGUUGCACGAAGGACGAACGGUUCGUAGCUGAGGUAACCUGUCUGGACCCGCUGCGGCGCAGCCGCUUAGAAGUGGCCAAGCUGCCGCUGACCGAGCAGGAGCUGGAGAGCGAGAACAAGAAGUGGGUGGAGUUUGCUUGUGUGACACUGAAAAACGAGGUCUACAUUUCGGGUGGCAAAGAAACGCAGCACGAUGUCUGGAAAUACAACUCCUCCAUCAACAAAUGGAUUCAAAUCGAGUAUUUAAACAUCGGCCGCUGGCGGCAUAAGAUGGUGGUGCUGGGUGGCAAGGUCUAUGUGAUCGGAGGUUUUGAUGGGCUUCAGAGGCUCAACAACGUGGAGACUUACGACCCCUUCCACAACUGCUGGUCGGAGGCUGCGCCCCUUCUUGUCCAUGUCAGUUCUUUCGCGGCCACCAGCCAUAAGAAGAAGCUGUAUGUGAUCGGGGGAGGGCCCAAUGGAAAACUAGCCACAGAUAAGACGCAGUGUUAUGACCCUUCAACCAAUAAGUGGAACUUAAAGUCGCCCAUGCCAGUGGAGGCGAAGUGCAUCAAUGCAGUGAGCUUCCGGGACCGCAUCUAUGUAGUCGGCGGGGCCAUGCGCGCGCUGUACGCCUACACCCCCUUGGAGGACAGCUGGUGCCUGGUGACCCAGCUCAGCCACGAGCGCGCCAGCUGCGGCAUCGCCCCCUGCAACAACCGGCUCUACAUCACCGGGGGGCGCGACGAGAAGAACGAGGUCAUCGCCACCGUGCUCUGCUGGGACCCCGAGGCCCAGAAACUGACCGAGGAGUGCGUCCUGCCCCGCGGGGUGUCCCACCACGGCAGUGUCACCAUCCGGAAGUCCUACACCCAUAUCCGGCGGAUCGUGCCCGGAGCCGUGUCUGUGUGACGGGGGCGGGGCGGGGGACCCCCUGGCGGAGGACCCCCCCUGGCCCCUGGCCGCCUGGCCUCUCCCUUCCUGCUUCUCAGUUCCCCCCUGCACUUCAGACUGCAGACCGCAGGCCCGACCUGAGUUUGGGGGCUCAUCGGAGGCUCACCCUGACUUCUCGUGCGUCGCAGCCUGGAGACCCCAAGACCAGCCAGGAAAGCCGGCCUGACCUACCUCUGCAGAGCCAGGUUAACCUCAGGAAGCACGCGUGGUGUGCUGGCUGGCCGGCUGGCCAGUGACCUGCUCACUGGGGGCCCUCGCUCCUGCUACACAGACAGGAGAGGGGAUGUCAGAGACGUGAAAUGACCAGUCCUGGUCGCGCAGGUGAACUCACCCAGCUAAGAGGCCCUGGCCUUUUUCCAGAGCAAACGGCGCCCUGUCCACAGCGCUGCUGCCCAGCGCAUGGCAGCCGAGCACCGAGCGCACCUUUUGUUUCCGCAGAUCUGUGGCCAAAGGAGCCACUGAGCAAGGCAGUGGGAGGAGCGGGGGUAGAGGGGUUCACCUCCGUUAUUUAAACCACUUGCAACUCUUGGUGUUGAGGCUAGGCUCGAGAGAAGCUUGGGGUCUCUUCCAUUGGACAGGUCUGGGGAGACGCAGCUGGAAAGGUCUGUUAGAGAGCAAAAACCUGGAGAAACACCCCCCCACCCCAAUCCCAGACCUGCCCUUGCUAGACAGAAGUAUACAGUCUGGUGGCCUUGUGUCCAAAAGCUAUCUUGCCCUACAGGGAAGAGGUUUCCAGCGAUUCAAACCCCAUGACAACAAACGGAAAGGUAGCCAUCGCAACCCUGCUGCCCAUUGCAGAAAAGGGCAGAUGUCAUCCUGGUGGCAUCCCUUCUACUUAUUAGUGACUUAGGUCCGUGUCCCAGAGAUACCUCCUUCCCCCAGGCGCCUUCCGCUGGGUGUUUGGGUCCUCGUGGCUCCACUUUGGGUGAAAGAACAGAGCCUGUCCUUCAGGCUAAGAUCCGGGCUCUUUCAAUGAGCUCACUCCGACGUGAGGAACAGGUGGGGAGAUCCUGUUUCCGAAGCCGGAUUUAAAAAGCAACAAUACUAACACGGUAACUGCGUGACCCGCGGGCUUUAUUUUCAUCCGAUGAUGUCAGCGCUCUUUAUAGAAUUUGAUUUCAUGUCCGAAGUGGGGUCCUGUGGUUGGCUUCUCAGCUGUUUGUUAUGAGUGGCGAGGGAAUCGUGAAUUUCACUUUCAUAAACAUGUCAUGGUAGGAAGGAGCCAGCUUCAAAGCAGGUAAAACCUGGAAAAACCACAGAUGAGAUUUCUGGUUACACCUUGAUGCUUGAAGACAAAUACAAAUGCCUGUUUGAGUGUGAAAGACUGGUGUCUUUGGGUCAGAAAAGCAAAAUGGAGAAAACAGAAAUCUUUGUGGUCAUGCAGAACACCACACCGUCCAUCACUUAUUCAACGCACACUGACUGGUGGGUUACUCACUCGGAGCCUUAUCAAAGCUUUUGGCUGAAACAGUGUAACCGAAUUCGACGCAGCAAACAUUCAAGGAGUUCUUUACAGUUCAACAAGCCUUGGGGGACCCUGAUGAUUAAAACAAAUCCCCGACUCUUAUUGAUUAAGACUCAUUCAGCUCGUCACUAAGCAACUGAUGGCUGUCCUAAGUUUUACCCUCUGCUUAAAAUGAGAUGUAUGUGAAGUUAUGCGGCUGUGGCCGGGUCUUCCCUGCCUUGGCUGAGCCUGUCUUCUGGGACGCUCUGCUCUUAGGUCAGCAAUGUGACCCCUGCUAGCAUGUUGGUCUCCUCCUGUGAGAUCUCUGGCCUUUGGAAGCCACCCGAGCUGCAGGGGACACCAGUCUUCUUCUGAAGAAGAGUCAGCGUGCACACGGACCCUCCCCUCAGACAGCCCUCUGUGUCAUGGGGCCCACGGUGGUCCUUCAAUAAGAAUCACUGGGGAACUCUGAACGCCACCUGUAAAUGUAAGGAUCUAGAAAGCUAGACAUCACCUUGCUAGGUAGUUCAGCAUACCUGAGGCAUCAAAGGGAAAACGACGCUCUAGGAGUCUUGUAUCAGGUGGUCAUGUGCAGGUGGUUAAAUUCCUGUGUACCUGGCACGCAAGAAACAGAGCUUCUUAGUAAUGGCAGGGUUUAGGGGACAGUGUGCUUAUUCAGGUGAUCUGGUGUUCUAGAAGACCUGGUGGUUAUGAAUUGGGCCGCUAACUGCAAGGUCAAUCGUUUGAAACCAGCAGCCACUCCG